GCUUCUGUUUAGCUGGAGAUCUUCCUGGAGCUGUAGCAGGGGAGGAGACUAAAGGAGCUAGAACUGGAGCCGCCUCCUCCCUGACCUCAUCAGCUGCUGCCCUAGCCCUGCUCUGUUCUGCUGGAGCUGCAGGCAUGGCUCUCUUCUUUCUAGCUCGUGGGGGACUAGGACUGAGGCAGGAGGGGGGAUAAUCGGCCACCAUUAGGGGAGACCAGACGCGCUGUCGGCCUGCACAUUGCUCCAGGUGCCCGUGACAUCACAAGAGGAGGAGGUAGCCCAUGGUGAAGAGGCCACAUUCACACAGAUGAACCACGCGUUGUGGCAGCACUGCAAGCCUAGAUAGCUGGACGGCAGACUGCUCAAGCAGGAUGCCAUCAACAAGUCGAGCUGGAAGCCUGAAGGACCAAGAUAUAGCAGAGCUGUUCUUCAGGGAUGAUCCAGAAAAACUUUUUUCUGAUCUUCGGGAAAUUGGCCAUGGAAGCUUUGGAGCCGUCUAUUUUGCACAUGAUGCGAGCACUAGAGAAGUGGUUGCCAUCAAGAAAAUGUCCUAUAGUGGGAAGCAGUCCAAUGAGAAAUGGCAGGACAUCGUCAAAGAAGUGAAGUUUCUACAAAGGAUAAAACACCCCAACAGUAUAGAGUACAAAGGCUGCUAUUUAAGGGAGCACACGGCGUGGCUGGUCAUGGAGUAUUGCCUAGGAUCUGCAUCAGACUUACUAGAAGUACAUAAAAAGCCAUUGCAAGAAAUAGAAAUAGCAGCAAUCACCCAUGGGGCAUUGCAGGGAUUAUCUUAUUUACAUUCUCAUAAUUUGAUCCAUAGAGAUAUCAAAGCAGGGAAUAUUCUUCUCACAGAGCCAGGUCAGGUGAAACUUGCUGACUUUGGGUCCGCUUCGAUAGCAUCUCCUGCCAAUUCUUUUGUGGGGACUCCAUAUUGGAUGGCCCCUGAAGUCAUUUUAGCCAUGGAUGAAGGGCAGUACGAUGGCAAAGUGGAUGUCUGGUCUCUUGGGAUCACAUGUAUCGAAUUAGCUGAAAGGAAACCUCCUUUGUUUAACAUGAAUGCAAUGAGUGCCUUAUACCACAUAGCGCAGAAUGAGUCCCCCACGCUUCAGUCUAAUGAAUGGUCUGAUUUCUUCCGGAACUUUGUAGAUUCAUGUCUCCAGAAAAUCCCUCAAGACCGACCAACAUCGGAUGAGCUGCUGAAGAACAUGUUUGUCCUUCUGGAACGGCCAGAAACUGUUUUAAUUGACCUGAUCCAGAGGACGAAGGAUGCCGUGAGAGAGCUGGAUAAUCUACAGUACCGUAAAAUGAAGAAGCUGCUUUUCCAAGAGGCUCACAAUGGGCCAGCUGUGGAAACACACGAGGAGGAAGAGGAACAAGAACAUGGAGUUGGCCGAACGGGAACAGUAAACAGCAUUGGUAGUAAUCAGUCCAUUCCUAGCAUGUCCAUCAGUGCCAGUAGCCAAAGCAGUAGUGUGACUAGUCUUCCAGAUGCCUCUGAUGACAAGAGCGAGCUGGACAUGAUGGAGGGCGACCAUACUGUGAUGUCAAAUAUCUCUGUCAUUCAUUUAAAACCAGAAGAAGAAAACUACCCCGAGGAACCAGAGCCUAGAACGCGACCUUCAGAACCACAUUCUCCUCCCCAAGUUUCCCGUCACAAGUCUCAUUAUCGGAACCGUGAGCACUUUGCCACCAUACGCACAGCCUCCCUGGUGACGAGGCAAAUUCAGGAACAUGAGCAAGACUCGGAACUCCGCGAACAGAUGUCCGGCUACAAACGCAUGAGGCGGCAACAUCAAAAGCAGCUGAUGGCACUGGAGAACAAGCUGAAGGCCGAGAUGGAUGAGCAUCGUCUCCGGCUUGAUAAAGACCUUGAAACCCAACGGAAUAACUUUUCAGCAGAAAUGGAAAAACUUGUUAAGAAACACCAGGCAGCUAUGGAGAAAGAGUUAAAGUCAAUAGCCAAUGACGAAAAGAAAUUCCAGCAGCAUAUUCAGGCACAACAGAAAAAAGAGCUUAACAACUUUCUGGAAUCACAAAAGCGGGAAUAUAAACUGCGCAAAGAACAGCUGAAAGAGGAGCUAAAUGAAAACCAGAGUACGCCAAAGAAAGAGAAGCAGGAAUGGCUUUCCAAACAGAAAGAGAAUUUCCAGCAUUUUCAGGCCGAAGAGGAAGCGAAUCUUUUGCGUCGUCAGAGACAGUAUCUAGAUUUGGAGUGUCGCCGCUUUAAAAGACGAAUGCUCCUGAAUCGACAUAAUUCCGAGCAGGACCUGGUUAGGGAGGAGUUAAAUAAAAGGCAAACCCAGAAAGAUUUGGAACACGCCAUGCUUCUGCGACAGCACGAAUCCAUGCAGGAGCUUGAGUUUCGCCAUCUCAAUACUAUUCAAAAGAUGCGCUGUGAGCUUAUAAAGUUACAACACCAGACUGAACUCACAAACCAGCUAGAAUACAACAAGAGACGGGAGCGGGAAUUAAGGCGUAAGCAUGUUAUGGAGGUCCGACAACAACCGAAGAGUUUAAAGUCCAAAGAGCUGCAGAUUAAAAAGCAGUUCCAGGACACAUGCAAGAUCCAAACCCGGCAGUAUAAAGCUCUACGGAACCACCUCUUGGACACUACACCAAAGAAUGAACACAAGGCAGUGCUGAAACGGCUGAAAGAGGAGCAGACUCGCAAGCUGGCUAUACUGGCUGAGCAGUACGACCAUAGCAUUAAUGAGAUGCUGUCCACACAAGCUUUGCGUUUGGAUGAGGCUCAGGAAGCAGAGUGCCAGGUCUUGAAGAUGCAGCUGCAGCAGGAGCUGGAACUACUUAAUGCUUAUCAAAGCAAAAUUAAAAUGCAGGCGGAGGCCCAACACGAACGAGAGAUACAUGAGCUGGAACAGAGGGUUUCCCUUCAUAGAGGCCUUUUAGAACAGAAGAUUGAAGAAGAAAUGCUGGCUCUGCAGAAUGAACGCACUGAGCGGAUACGAAGCUUGCUGGAGCGCCAAGCCCGGGAGAUUGAAGCAUUUGACUCUGAAAGCAUGAGGCUAGGCUUUAGCAACAUGAUUCUUUCUAAUCUCUCCCCCGAGGCGUUCAGCCACAGCUACCCGGGAGCUUCUGGCUGGUCCCAUAAUCCCACAGGAGGCCCUGGCCCUCAUUGGGGUCACCCCAUGGCUGGACCACCACAAGCCUGGGGCCACCCAAUGCAAGGUGGGCCUCAACCAUGGGGUCAUCCCUCAGGGUCUGUGCAAGGUGUCUCUCGUGGUAGUACGAUGGGGGUCCGCAACAGCCCCCAGGCUCUGAGGCGGACAGCUUCAGGGGGACAGACAGAGCAGGGAAUGAGCAGGAGCACAAGUGUUACUUCACAGAUAUCCAAUGGUUCACACAUGUCUUACACAUAGCUCAAAGAAAAAACUCUAUGAGCUUUCAACACAAACUGCCUAGAGAUGUCCUCACAACAGUUCCCUCAUUGGUAAAUGAGCAGCUGCCAAAAAAAAGCUUCCUACACAUGCUGUAUUUUGAUCAUUUUGUACAGGGUUAAAGUGAUGUGUGUUAUCUUCAGUAUGAUUGCAAUAGCUGCUGGAGUUCUGUCAGGCAGACUGGGGUGCAGGAAGACAGGGGUGUAACUAGCAAAUAUUGGACUGUGCUAAGAGUAAACGUGGGGUGGGGGAGAAGCUGGAAACCAAAAGCAGUUCUUUUCAAACUCGUUCAGCACAUGGACUUAUUUAUUUGCUCCAUCCCAUUAAGGGUCUCUCUUGUCACCUCUGCAUAAUAACAGUGCCCUUUGCUGUUGUGUAGUCAAUAGUCCAGUCUUUACUUUACGUAAUCCUUCAUCUAGGCAGGAGUAACGUAGAAUCAACAUCUUUUAUUUACUGCUUUACCACAAAUGAAUUUCAUUUGAAUUUGGCCCUGAUAUCCUAUCAUCGGCUACAUGUAUGAAUCCAGAGUGAACGGCUUCCUACGAUAAUUUGUCAGUCCGAAUUUGGCAAUUGAGGGUAUAAUUGCUGUCGCCUUCAUUACAUCCAUGGAGAUUUGGUUUUUACUUUGUCGUGCUUUUAAUUCUUUUAUCCUUAAAUCCUUGAAAUCACUCAGCAAGUAGCAUGCCCCUGUAUUUAUAGCUACAGCAAAUGUUCAGACCAUAUAUUUGUUGCAGAGCUUCUAGUUAUGAAGCGAUUAGUGUACGCCAUUACUCUAGAUCUGGCAUUGGCAGCCCCAGAAAUUGUGCAUGGUCCAUGCUGAGAGAUGCCAGGAGUUGAAGCUGUAUCUAAUGUUGCCAAUGGGCACUUGAAGAAGGGGGCACACCCUGAAACGUUUGCCAGAACACAGAGUGCUUCAUUGGAAUUGCUUUGUAGUGACGUCCUAACACUUGUUGUUUCAUUUGCCAUAGCAUUUAUUGACUAGCCACUAAUACACUGUUUUCCUUUUGUAAGACAUCAUGAACCUGUGCUGCUGUGUGAUGUCGUUUAAGGUGGAUGGCAUGUAUGUGGGCGUUUAAAUAUGGAGGACGGUGUAUAUAGAAUUCACUAAUACUUUGGUUCUUAUAGUAGUGCCAAUGGCUGGAUAAUCGGCCCAGGUCGGAGUGUGGGGUCGCCAAUUCAUGUUGGAAGUUUUGCAGAAGGACUGGGAAGUAAGAAAGGU
Messenger RNA from Xenopus laevis (African clawed frog), 4611 nucleotides. RefSeq names its product TAO kinase 1 L homeolog (gene taok1.L). Gene Ontology annotation, biological process: regulation of cytoskeleton organization. The transcript is spliced from 20 exons. The record is from RefSeq and is a predicted model, not a curated record. Lineage: Eukaryota; Metazoa; Chordata; Amphibia; Anura; Pipidae. Gene Ontology annotation, cellular component: cytoplasm. Gene Ontology annotation, molecular function: ATP binding; protein serine kinase activity; protein kinase activity. Bases 369 to 3374 code for a protein of 1001 amino acids.